This is a messenger RNA of Leptonychotes weddellii (Weddell seal), 3982 nucleotides long. Lineage: Eukaryota; Metazoa; Chordata; Mammalia; Carnivora; Phocidae. The record is from RefSeq and is a predicted model, not a curated record.
GGGCUCCACAGAGAGGCCUGGGCAGUGGGCAGCAUCUUGGUUGCCAAGAGUGGGAGAUGGGGCCAGCCUUGCUCUUGGCCCUCCCGGCUCCCGUUGGGUAGAAGGCCCAGGGGCCUCUGAGAUCCCUGUAGGUAGGUGUUCUUGUUGGCAGCAGAGCUCAAAGGGGUCCUUGUUCAGGCUGGAUGCAGCCACCCCCAGAGGCCUAGGAGCUCACAUCUCCUCCUGAACAACUAGCUCUCCCAGUUUGUUUGGUUCUUGGAGCAGAGAAGAUAAAGGCUUGGUGGGGGUGGGGAAUAGGAAGGGGUCUGAUCUAGGGAACCCCACCUCUCAGACAGGCCCCUGCAUGGCUGUCUCAGCCCAAGAGACCUCCUUUGGUCUCCCCCAAGCCCCGUCUACUGGGAGCACUACGGGAGAGGGCAGAACACCAGGCGCGGAGCCCUCUGGGCGGCGUGCUGAAGGGGACAGAGUGCAGGAUUUCGGCCAGACCGAUGUUUGAAUUCAGCUCCACUCCUCCCUGCUUGUGUGGUCGGGAGCUCGUGCAUUACCUGUCUGGGCUGCCUCUUCAUCUGUAUGACCGGACACCAGAGCGGGCCUCAGGGCUGGAGGUCCUGAGCCACACCUGUCCCCUCCCCUCUCCCCAGCGGCUCCCUCCGCUAAUAGGGCUUGACUUGGUUUGAACCUUCCGAGUCCUUCCGCCUCCUGACCCCGAAGGCCUGUUGGGGGUGUGGUGGAACCCAGGCCUGGGUGUCAGACCUCCACGGGGUCCUGGCCCUGCCAACGACUGAGUGUGGGCACAUCACUGGAGCCAACUGGGCCUCCCUUCUGCCCCUGUGAAAUGCCAGCAGAACCACCUGCCCCAUCAACCAACAGAUGCAUGGAAAGACGGCUUCUCUGAAGAGCCCCGUGUCCUGCUCAGAGAAACUAGCCAGGGUUCAGGCACCCCUGGACUCCAGUCUGCACUGGCCAGAAGGCUUGAAGGGUGAAGAGAUAAAGAAGUGUGGCCAAGAAGGGCCCCAGCUUGUGUGUUUGCAGACGCUACUGAGUAAAUACAACCAACAAUACCACAAGCUGUUUAAGGACAUUCCCUUGGAGGAGGUAGUUCUCAAAGUGUGUUCCUGCGCCCUCCAGAGAGACCUCCUUCUCCAGGGCCGGCUCUACAUCUCCCCCAACUGGCUCUGCUUCCAUGCCAGCCUCUUUGGCAAGGAUAUAAAGGUGGUCAUUCCCGUGGUGUCUGUCCAAAUGAUCAAAAAACACAAGAUGGCGCGGCUUCUUCCCAAUGGCCUGGCCAUCACCACCAACACCAGCCAGAAGUACGUCUUUGUGUCACUGCUUUCCCGGGACAGUGUAUAUGACAUGCUGAGGAGGGUCUGCACACACCUCCAGCCUUCCAGCAAGAAGAGCCUGAGCGUAAGAGAAUUUCCAGAGGAACCUGAGUGCGAAUCCCUGGAAUUCCUCAUCCCUGAGAUGAAGUGGAGAAAAGUGUGCCCUGCCUCCAGGUCCCUGUCCCUCCCAGACAACAUCCCUUGUAUACCUCGGGCAUCCAUGGACUCCACGGACAACUUCUUUCCCUCCAGGAAGCCUCCCGGGUCUGAGAAGGCCGUCUGUGAGGAGGAGAAGCUGGAGGAAGAGCCCAGGAGCGACGGGGAGCUGAGGCUCUGGGAUUACCAGCUCCUCAAGGUCAUCUUUGUGCUGAUCUGCUUCUUGGUCAUGUCCUCAUCCUAUCUGGCGUUCCGCAUCUCCCGGCUAGAACAGCAGUUAUGCUCCCUGAAUUGGGAUGGCCCAGUCCCUGGGCACAGGUAACAACCACCUUGGCUUCUCCAAGAAGAAUGCUCUGGGUGCUAAGCUUCCACCAGUGACCCCCGUGGUUUAUGCUGUUGCUGUGCUGAGACUGAAUAUGAAGGAAAAUACUCCAGAUCCUUCCUCCUCCCCUCAACUCUUAUCCCUGCUGUUGACAAAGCUCCUACAAUUUGGGGACUCAGACACGAAGCCAGAUUCUUGGAACCAGCCGAGAAAUUCUGUAUACUAAGCUUCAGCAAGCCCUUGGAAAAAGAAAGUUAGCUUGUUCCUUGGAAACGGUCUGGCACAGAGGCAGAGCACUAGGAACCAACCAAGGGACAAAGGCCACGAUUUGGUACCUGGAAUGCAGCUCUCCACGGCCACGCGGCUCGCGGCAGUAGUGGGACAGAGGCCCGGACGAAAACCACCAGUGGGCCUCUGCUCUCUCCCAACAUACUGUGCCCUCACUGGGGCCCCCGAGAGUCCCUGUCCUGGGGUCACCUGUCAGGCCCAGGGCAGACAGGGGAAGUGGGGUGGGGGGGAGCUAGGAACAACGAGAGGAGGGUGUGUAGCUAGGAUUCCAGCCAGAGGGGAAGGUUCAUGCCCCUCACGAGGAGGCUGGCUGAAUCCGGAGGACAAUACUUGUAGCAGAGGACGUGGCAGGGGCUGCGAAGGAGGGCCGAGGUCCAGUGUUCUGUGUCCUUAGCUGCCACUUCCUGGUGAGACAGGUGGAACAGGGCCUGUGAUCACUGUGGUCACAGACCUGGUACUGCAUCUUCCCCGGGUGUGCUCAAACAGUUCUGAGGUGCCCCAGGCGGGAAGUAGAGGAUGGGGGGGGCGGGGAAGGUCGGUGGCUUCGAUUCGAGCUGGCUUUGUACUCCCUGCCUGACUGCCUGAGAGGCCAUGACCAACAGCAGCCUGUUGGGGAGGCGUGGCUGGGCAACUGGGCAGCUGGGCAUGAGGGUGUUGGGCCACCGCAGGGCAGAGCUCACUCGUGUCACUUGGGAUCAGUGAGUUGCAGGCCAUGGGGGAGGGUCCUCCACUCCAUGAAUAAGGUGGGGGUGUCCAAGGUGGGCCUGGUACAGUGCAGGGACCAGGUCAAGGGGUUUUGUCUGAUACCUCUGGGGACAAGAGAGGUGGGGGAUGGGAAGAGUGGACACAGUGGUAGCUUUGCCUUAGAGAGUUCUCCAUCUCUCCAAGGCCCUCUCUAUUCUAAACAGCUCCUCUGUGCCUCAGAACUCUGCCUGCUCUCCCUGGGACUCCAAUAUGCCAAGACAGUGCCUUUGGGGGUUCUAGAAGGGCCUUCGUGAGGAGGUCAGAUGUAUCAGGCAGAGUCACUGGUGAUGGGGUGAGUGUGUCAGAAACAGUCACUGCUUUUCCUUCUUCAAACACCUGAGAGGUUAAUCAGGGAGAAAUCCAAGUGGAAAUUAGUUAUUGUGGAGCCAUGAUUGUCCUGUUUAUGACAAACCCAAAUGAGGAUGUGGGGGACGGAUUUGUAGGUGAGAAGUCCCUAAGCUCAGACGAGCGGUCUCCUUAUCCUCCCCCCGCUGCAGGUUCUAGGAUUAAGCUUGGAGCCUGCCUGGGGGGUUGCUGGUACCACCUCUGGGGGUGUCAGGUGAACUCAUAUUCCGUUCUCCCCACAGCACCACACUGGAUAAACACCCAUCCUUCUUUUGGAACCAGCCCCCUUCAUCACUCCUUUAUAUCACGUUUUCAGGGAAAUAGUCCCACUUGCCCAGUGUCUCCCCGCCUUGGUCCUUGCUGAAGGGCAGGGAGAAUAGGUCCAUUCUCUGAGUCCUGCUAGGUUGAGCCAGAGGCUCAUGAGAGGCCAACAGAGGUGCCAAGUCAUGGGUAGCUGUGCCAACAUGCUGGUGAAUCUGGUCUCCAGCCAUGCCCCGGGCUCAGAAAAGGCAAGAGGCAUGCUAUAGGGGAGGUGGCUCUGGAGGUCCUCUUGGGUAUGAGUGUGCCUGUCACUCUGGAGGGCCCCCUGUCCAUUUCUCCCUUUUGUUCCUCAGCCUGGUCCUGUGGGGCCACUGUCCUUUCCCUUGUGCUCAUUUGUAAACUAUGUGUAUUUAUACAGACCUGCUUGCACUGGCUGAGUCCCUUUGAGUCCCUGAGAGAUUGGUUCAACUAUCCUUGGGUUGUUCUGGCAUGGCAGUAGCCUUUGAAAAUAUUUUAAAAUAUAAACAUUCAAUUUUUUCUAGUA